UUCCUUUUUUAAUGAAUUAUUGUCGAAAAUAACUAUUUUGUAAUUUUAUUUCAGCUUUCACUUGAAGAAACCUAUGUCCAAUUUAGCAUCAUGAUUUUAUUGGAGCUAACCACAGUCACUGUGCUAAUUGUUAAGCACACGGAUAAUUUCUAAUUUAGCUUCAUCUAUACUAUGGAGAAAUGUAUUGUGUGUCUAAAAGAUGACCACCCAACAACACUGAUCAAAUUGCGACAAAAAGGUUGUCUUGGAAUCAUCAAAGCUAGCCAGGAAAGAGGAGACUGUUUGUCCGCAUUAGAGGGUAAUUUUGUCCAUCAACUCUGCAGGAAAACAUAUACCAAUCCAAAUGACAUAAAGAAAUACAAAAAAGAAAAACUUGUUUUGAGAGAAAUUCAUACAAAUACUCCAAAAUUACGAUCAAAGUCCCAUUUUGAUUUUAAACAUCAUUGUUUAUUCUGUGGAAAUGAAGCAACAGACUCCAAGAAAAAAGACAAAAAUGUAUUUCAGGUUCGAACUGAUGAUUUUGAGAGUCGCAUACAAGAUGCUUGUGAUCUUCGGAAUGAUGAUUGGGCAGCCGAGGUUCGCGGAAGACUGGAGAGCGUAAGCGACCUCCAUGCAGCGGAUGCUGUUUAUCACCAGGCAUGUAGUGUAAACUUCCGCACGUGCAAAAACACUCCUGUAUUCCGUUCUCCCAUAUCACCAGACGCAAAGCCUGAAAACAAAAGAGGAAGGCCAGCUUUGCAAGAAGACGGCUUCUACAAAACAGUCGACUUCCUUAAACAUCAUGACGACGAACAGAUUUCCAUAUCAGAUCUUGUUGAAAAAAUGGACGAGAUGUGUGAUGGGAAUGCUUAUAGUCAGAUGUAUUUAAAGAAAAGAUUGAAGCAACAUUUUGGAGAUGAAAUCAUUAUUACAGACAUACCAGGUAGAAAAAGUGUUGUAACUUUACGUGAAACCGUGACCUGUAUUCUUCAGGACUAUUACCAGAGACCAAGCAACUUAAAUCCAGAUGACGAAAAGAGAGCUUUGAUCAGAGCAGCUGCCAAACUGAUAAAAAGCGACAUCCGAUCUGUAGAUACCACAAAGUCUAUCUAUCCAACUCCAGCCAACAUUGCAUCAGUUGAUAAUAAUUUAUCAUACUUACCCGAAAGCCUGCUGUUAUUUCUUUCUAACAUAUUUUCUGAGAAAGACCCAUCGGUGAAAAUAGCUUCCAUAGGACAAGCAGUAAUGCAAGCCUCACGACCUCGAGCACUUAUAACACCGCUUCAACUCGGUCUAGGAGUACAGGUGCAUCACAACUUUGCUUCACGAUUUCUUGUGUCCACAUUGAACAGCUUAGGAUUUUGUUCCUCAUACUAUGAAGUCCAGAAGUUUGAAUCAAGUGCUGCAGCUGUACAAGGAGUUGAUCUUCCAGGCGAUAUAAGCAACAGCUUUGUACAAUUUGUAGCAGAUAACGUUGACCACAACACAAGAACGAUAGAUGGCCUCAACACUUUUCAUGGCAUGGGCAUAAUAGCUGGAAUUACGCCUGGUACGAAGAGAACACAACCCAUUCCUAGAAUAGCUUUUUCUACCGAGGAAAUAAAGGCAUUAGCAAAGAUAGAGAUCAAAUAUUACAAACCUCAAUCAGAUCGUAUGGCUGAAUUAAGUUAUGCUGAGUUGAAAAACCUAAACACACUGGAUAAGACUUUCCGUCUUGACCUGCUGUCGGUUAUUAUUUGGCCUUUAAAGUAUCCAAUACCAAUGUGGUCUGGCUUCAUGCAGAUGGUUCAGACGGGAGACUACCCAGGAAAAUCAUCAGUUUCAUUCCUACCUAUGAUAGAUUUGAAUGCUUCGGACAUGACAUGUAUUUAUUCUACAUUGAACUUCGUCGCCAACCAAGCAAAGCGUUAUGACAUAACAGCGAUCUUGACUUUUGAUCAACCUCUGUAUUGGAAAGCCUUAUCAAUUGUUGAAAACGAAAAUCCAGGAAGCACCUUGAAGUCUAUGGUUUUACGAUUAGGACCAUUCCACACAGAGAUGAGCUUCCUUGGCUCAAUAGGGAAUCUUAUGAGUAAUACUGGUUUGAAAGAGAUGUUAGAACUCAUAUACGCUCCGAAUGCCGUCACGCAUAUCCUUAGCGGAAAAGCUGUAGCUAGAGCGUUUAGAGGUCACAUGUUGGUGGAUACAGCACUUUAUUGUUUGUUGAUUGCAGAUAUAUUUAAUAUUGACGUAUCUAAACUUUUGGAAGAACCCAAUUCAACCCUUGAAACAACUGAAAUGAAGGAAAUUGAUGAAUUAUAUUCUCAAUUAUCCUCUGGAGAGCUGUCAGCUUCAGAAGCGGGUGAAUCAGAUGUCUUGAAAAACCUAGAAGCAACGGUCCAGAGAAAACAGGAAAUGUUAAAGCAAAGUCGUACAGCAAAGUUGUGGCUGCAGUAUUCAGAAAUGGUCCAGGUUUUAAGACAAUUUAUCAAAGCAGAGAGAACCGGUAACUGGCCUCUUCAUUUGCAAAGCAUCCAAGAAAUGUUGCCUUUUUUGGCAGCAUCUGGACAUAAUCUGUACACGAAAACAGCAUACGUCUACUUAAUGACAAUGCAAUCUUUAGACGAAGACCAUCCUGAUGUUUAUGCUAGUUUCAUCAAUGGGAAUCAUGUCAUCAGACGCAGCAAUAGGUACUGGGCUGGAAUAUCUUCAGAUUUAUUCAUAGAGCAAGUUCUAAUGAGAAGUGUGAAAACAGCGGGUGGAUUGACGAGAGGACGAGGAAUGACUGAAAGCCAGCGUUCACUUUGGCUUAUGUCCAUGCCAGCAUGUGCUGAGAUCAAUCAAGCUAUGCAGGAUUUGUCCGGAGUAGGAUACUUUUCUAGUGAACAACACAAAGACGAAACACAUGCAAGACAAAAGAAGGACACUAACGACAUUCAAGCUCUUCUCACGUUCUUGAAAAGUCGUAAUCCAUUCAUUGAUUCAGAGGUAGACCGUUCACUACGAAACAUUGAGACAGGAGUAGUAGCUGAUAAAACCGUGAAUGUAGAUGAUGCCAAAAAGGUUGGAACUUCCAUUCUACAAGAACUAGUAGGAAAGAAUAUAGCUGACCACACGUUUAGGAGAAAGAAACAAGCCAUUACACUAGGCAACAAAGUUCAGGCAAAACUUGACGGCGAACCUCUUAGAAUCGAUUCACAGCUCCUUUUUCAGAGAUGCACCACUGCGGCACAUGGUAUUUUCGAAGAUAUUUCAGAGAUAUUUCAAUUUGAAUUAUGUGGAGUUCCUUCGUCAAUAUUUGAAACCACUGGCCUUCCAAGAGAGCCUCAAAAAUCAACCCUUGCCGAAUAUAUGUGGAAUUUGAUUGGACUUAAACCAAAAGCACCAACUGAAACCCACUUUGUACUUGAUGGUGGUUCUCUUAUACACCGUUUACCAUGGGCAAAAGGAGCUACAGUUGACACCAUAUGUAUGACUUACGUCAAUUAUGUUAACAAUCACUAUACAGAUGCAACUGUUGUGUUUGACGGAUAUCCAUCAGUUCCAACUACAAAAGACGUAACUCAUUUCAGACGUACUAAAGGAAUCCUAUCUCCAAAAGUCAAUUUUAACAAUGACACACCAAUCAAAACCAAAAAAGACGAAUUUCUUUCAAAUUCAGAAAAUAAACAGCACUUUAUCAAUACCCUUGGAGAAAAACUUAAAGACGGACAUGUUCAAGUUAUUCAUGCAGAAGAUGAUGCUGAUCUUAAGAUUGUGCUUACAGCAAUAGAAAAGUCGAAACAACAUACAACUACCGUCAUAGGAGAGGACACUGACCUACUCAUACUGCUUUGUUAUCAUUCAAAAGAUGCCAUAAACAAGAUUUACUUCAAAUCAGAAGCCAAGCAAAACACUCAAAAAAUAAAGAUUUGGGACAUAACAGAGACAAGGAGAAAAAUUGGACCACUUGUUUGCUAUAUUUUGCCAUUCAUACACGCCUUUAGCGGAUGCGACACAACAUCUCGUAUUUUUGGUCAAGGCAAGGGCACUGUUUUCAAGAAAAUAAGUACUAACAUUAAACUACAAGAUCAUGCAGCUGUCUUUUGCCAGGAGUCCAAUGUUGAGAGCAUUCAUAAAGCAGGUGAACAAAUAUUUGUUGCAUUAUAUGGAGGGUUACUAGAUGUUGAAACAUUAGAUAUGCUGCGUUACAGAAUAUUUGCCUCUAAAGUUUGCGUUGGAAAUAUAUAUGUACAAGUGCACACUCUCCCACCAACAUCUGACGCUGCUAAGCUACAUUGCAUGAGAGUGUAUCAUCAAACGCAAGUUUGGAUUGGGAAAGGUGAUAAAUUAGAUCCAAAGGACUGGGGUUGGCAUGUUGAGGACAAUAAAUUGCUUCCAAUUAGAGCAUUACUACCACCGGCUCCCGAACGGCUUCUUAGGAUAAUUAGAUGUAAUUGCAAAUUGAAUUGUGACACAAAACGAUGCUCAUGUUGUAAACACGGAAUAGACUGUUCCCCAGCAUGUGGGGAAUGUCGUGGAAUGAAUUGUUCCAAUACAAGUAACAUUACAGAACCCGAUGAAAUUGACGAUAUGUGAAUGCAUCAAUAUGCAUGUACAUUGCAGAGACAUUUAACCAUACAUUAGGAAGACUUAUUUCAAAAUUGUCUGUUUUUUUGUUAAUUUGAAACAAAAUCAAAUAUUUUCAAAGAUAAAUUUUUCAGAAACUGUAUUUACCAUUCUUAUACUUUUUGAUGAUAACGAAAGUAACCAAGUUAAAACAAAGUAAACAAUUAUUGAACAGUUUAGGCAAUUUAUAAUAUUAAUUCAAUGAAUGUUGUAACAAAUCUAACAUUAAUACAUUUUAUUUAGAAAUUCAUUUCAUUUUUAUUUUGGGGGAGGGGUAAUUUUGGGCUAAUUUCGAUGAUAGAUAAAUAGAUUUUCAUUUAAACUACUGUUUGUUUUCUUUUUCCUAUUCGCAAAUAAUUGUAAAUAAUUGUGUUUAAUGUCUUUACUUUAAAGCUGCCGACAAAAUAAAACGUUUGACAACAGCCAUAUAUGAAUCUUAAAUAUAUCGAUUUUUUUGCAUUUUUUUUGUGAUUUUAUCAUUAAAAGGGUUAAUUCUACCAAUAAGUUCUUACUCUGGAUUGUAAAUUUUACUUCGGAAAUGUUCUUUGAAGUUGUUUUAGUCAUCUUUAUUCGUUUUUGACAUUUGUCUGGCUAACAUAGUGCUAAAAUUCCGAUUUUUUUAUUUUUUCACAAUUUUCAUCGAUUUUUGGUUAAAAUUAAUGUUUUUAGCCCAAAAAUGGGGAUUUCCGAUCGUACGAUUUUUCUAGACUUUUAAUAUAUGAUUGCGUCAUGCUUUGGUAUUAUAAAACUGUUGAAACCAUUUCUGUUGCAAUUUGUUUAGAUUUAUGCAUUAUUUGCCGUAGACAGACU
This is a messenger RNA of Mytilus trossulus (common blue mussel), 5376 nucleotides long. RefSeq lists its product as uncharacterized. The coding region runs from base 172 to 4536 and encodes 1454 amino acids. The record is from RefSeq and is a predicted model, not a curated record. NCBI's taxonomy places the organism in Eukaryota, Metazoa, Mollusca, Bivalvia, Mytilida, Mytilidae. The transcript is spliced from 2 exons.